UCUUAUUACGUAACCACCUCAUAGACUGGCUCACCCAAACAGUACUAAGUCUGACUAAUUCGGUUUUAAUUUUCAACGACAUGGAUUCAACAACCGCCAAAGACUCGGAGAAGACGUGCGUCUUGUGCUGUCAAGAAAACGAUAUCUUCGCCUUGGGAAAAUGCGACCACCCGGUGUGCUACCGCUGCUCCACCAAGAUGAGGGUGCUGUGCGACCAGAAGUACUGCGCCGUCUGCCGGGAGGAGCUUGACAAGGUGGUGUUCAUUAAAAAGCUGGAGGCCUUUCAGUCUCUGCCCUAUCAGCAGUUCCCCUGUGAGAACAAACACGACAUCUAUUUUGCUGAUGAAAUGAUCUUUGCUAAAUACAGGCGUCUGCUGUUGUCAGAGUGUCCUCUCUGCCGGGAGCCGAAAGUUUUCUCCAGAUUUGAGGAACUGGAGCAGCACAUGAGGAAGCAGCACGAGCUCUUCUGUUGCAAGCUCUGCCUGAAACAUCUGAAGAUCUUUUCUUAUGAGCGGAAGUGGUACAAUCGUAAGGAGCUGGCGCGACAUAGAGCGCACGGAGACCCGGAUGACACCAGUCACAGAGGACACCCGCUCUGCAAGUUCUGCGACGAUCGUUACCUGGAUAACGAUGAGCUGCUGAAGCACCUGCGCAGGGACCACUACUUCUGUCAUUUCUGCGACGCAGACGGUUCUCAGGAAUACUACAGUAAUUACAGAUAUCUGAGUGAGCACUUCAGGGAGAGUCACUAUCUGUGCGAAGAAGGUCGCUGCGCCACCGAACAGUUCACCCACGCUUUCCGGACCGAGAUCGACUACAAGGCCCACAAAGCUGCCGCACACAGCAAGAACCGAGCAGAGGCUCGACAGAACCGCCAAAUUGACCUGCAGUUUACCUAUGCCCCGAGACAACAGAGGAGACAUGAAGGUCAGGUGAGCGGCGAGGACUACGAGGAAAUGCGCCACAAUCGAGGAGGACGCGGAAGACCACAGAUGGGACAGAAGAGCUGGAGGUAUUCUCGUGAACGAGAGGAGGAGGACAGGCAGAUGGAAGCUGCUAUGAGGGCUUCCAUGGCGAUGCGUAGACAAGCAGAGAGAGCUGCUGUGCAGGAGAGGAGCACUCCCAAACACUGCAGAGAGGAAAGGACCGAGAGAGUAGAAGCAGCUGCAGAGCCCAGACCUCUGACAGGACAUUUCAAAGCAACUAAUAAACCCCCAGUGAAAACUAUGAAGAGCACCAAUCCAGGAGAUGAAGAUGACUUCCCUAUUCUAGGAGCCACAGCAGGGGCACCCAUUGUAAAACCAGCACCAGCAGCAUCCACAGCAGUUCGUGCAGCUCUGAAGGAAGACGAUUUCCCCAGCCUCUCUAGUGCUGCAGUCACAACCCCGAUGACCCCAGCGUACUCCGGACAACCGAAGAAGACGUCCUCGUUUCAGGAGGAGGACUUCCCUGCUCUGGUCUCCAAAGUGCGAACUUUGAAACCCGCGUCAGGCGCCAACGUGGCGUGGUCCAGCCAUACUGCUGCUCCUAAAACUGACACUCGUCAGCCUCCUCCCGCCAGAGCGCCCCCUCCUGUCUCAUCUGCACCCUCCGGCCCUCAGCUCCUCUCGUCCCUAAGCUCUUCGUCUUCACGCAGGAAGAAGAAAGUCGGGGAGAAGGCAGCGUCUCAGCCCUCCCCUCCUCUCUCCGACGAUGAGAGUGGAGGAAUGACGCAGCAGGAGUUCCGCUCGGUGCCCACCAUGUUGGAUAUCUCCUCUCUGCUCACUGUUAGAGGAGGAAACGCCAAACCACCCACUGUGACCUCCCCCUCUUCCCAUCCAACCCCCAACACAGAUCAUCCUUCCACCAAGUCCAACAAGAAGAAAAAAACGAAAAACCCGACUGACUCCUCUGCGUCUGUGUCCACGAUGUUGGGAGGGACAGCAGCUGUGGGCACAAGCUCCGUGGAAACGACGGCGCAGAAGGAAAAUGUCCCGGAGAAAACUCGGAACAAACCACUUUCUAAUGCUGCUCCAGUGCCAGUUAUGAACGGAGUCACUAAUGGCAGGGCUGACACACCACCAGCUGUUUCUAGAGAGUCGCUAACGGUGACCCCCUCCCCCAUCACAGAGCCCCCUCCUGGACCGGAGGAAGAGUUCCCCGCUCUCAUAACAAAGAAACCCCCACCAGGUUUCAAGACCUCUUUCCCAGUGAAGGCCUCAGCAGCUAACACACCCCCUGCUAUGCCCAAACCUCCACCUGGUCUGGGACUCUCGGCCCCCAAACCGCCCCCAGGUUUCACAGGAAUCGCCCUGAACAGCAAUGUGGUGGAGCCUGUCGUCAAUCAGCCUCCCAAGGUGCUUAGCAGUGAGUAUCUAGUGCCAGACGACUUCCAGCAGAGAAACUUGGAGCUAAUUCAGUCCAUUAAAAAGUUCCUGAAUAAUGACGAGUCAAAGUUCAACCAGUUCAAGAACUACUCUGCUCAGUUCAGACAGAGUUUGAUCCCAGCAGCCCAGUACCACCGCAGCUGUAAGGACCUGCUCGGAGACGACUUCAGCCGCAUCUUCAACGAGCUGCUGGUGCUCUUACCGGACACGGGGAAGCAGCAGGAGCUCCUGGGCGCCCACGGAGACUGCAGGGCUCUGGAGAAGCAGUCCGGUGCUGGGGCAGGGAAGAAGAGCAAGAACAAGAAGAAUGCCUGGCAGGUGCCUGCCACAGCGCAGAACAUGGCCGCUGAGCUGGACUGUCAGGUGUGCCCCACCUGCAGACAGGUGCUGGCCCCCAAAGACUUCAACUCCCACAAGACCCUGCACAUCAGGGAGAACGAGGAGUUCCCUUCCCUGCAGUCCAUCAGCCGAAUCAUCAGCUAGCCCCUGCUGCUUUGUUUGCUGUUGUGGGGGUAGUUUUGUUGCCCCCCCACCUGCAGUUCAGUGGAAGCCUUGCAGCAGUCUGUGGGUCAACAGCCUGUCUCCUGCUUGACCACGCACCUGGGGGGCCGAGGCCUGACUCACAACAGCAGGUUUAUGGUGUUUUCUCUUUGAAGGUUUUAUUGAUGGUUCGUGUGGACGAUGUCCUGAUCAGACAGGAGGACGCCUAAUGUUUGUGCUCGCAUCCUUAGAGGGCGUCUUCACCCGACACUCGCACCAAAUCACAACUCCGUUCCAUC
Nematolebias whitei (Rio pearlfish) is the source of this 3145-nucleotide messenger RNA. RefSeq names its product zinc finger protein 598 (gene znf598). Gene Ontology annotation, biological process: rescue of stalled cytosolic ribosome; protein ubiquitination. Lineage: Eukaryota; Metazoa; Chordata; Actinopteri; Cyprinodontiformes; Rivulidae. Bases 81 to 2849 code for a protein of 922 amino acids. The record is from RefSeq and is a predicted model, not a curated record. The transcript is spliced from 12 exons. Gene Ontology annotation, molecular function: ribosome binding; ubiquitin protein ligase activity.